AUGUGCUCUGCACUUCCCAUGAAGGCAUCCCACGUACAACUCAUCGAAGAUGAAUCUGGUGCCCGGGUUGCCCACUACGCUGUCGGACUGCUUCUUUCCAGGGUCAGCUCCAAGAUGAGGUCUCGCGUAAACCGGGGUGGGCGGCAGGCAGCAAUUGACAUGCUGGGACAGGAGAUCUUGCCUGACUUUCUAGGUGGACAGCGAGACUCCGCUGCCGAAUUCUCUACCUGGCUCGAGAAGCUGCAGCUUGCAAACCCGCUCGAGAUUGCUAAUGCUUCCGUUCGAUCUGUAGCAACUCGGACGCAUGUAGCUUGCGGUUUCUUGGGACCGGCCACUGAACGCCGUAAAUGUGCUUCAUCGACCCGCCUCGGCCGGCUUGAGGUUUUGUUUUUGUUACGGUGCAUUCUGUAUUGA
This is a messenger RNA of Symbiodinium natans, 414 nucleotides long. The record is from the annotation of a GenBank genome assembly. NCBI's taxonomy places the organism in Eukaryota, Dinophyceae, Suessiales, Symbiodiniaceae.